CUCGGGUUACACUCUGUUUGGCCCCGUGGCCUACAGUAAUGAGGCGUGGCCGUGACCCUCGUCCAAUCAGCUCUUCGCUUAGCAGUUUAUGGCCGUGGUCGUCUUCCUGUACUUAUCGCUACUUUCGCUUCCAGUCUAACGGGGAGUGGUUUGUGCUAGAGAACCUCAGACUAAUGGAGAAGUAUAGCCGGUGCCUGCUGGACUGACAGCCAUGGCCGUGGGAACGCGACAGUGGGAGCCUGCUCCGAUCCGACCACGCAUAGACUCUUCUUUCCACUCAUAGCAUGAAAAGGCGGAAGCAUCUUACAGAGACUGACUGUCAGGAACUGGCUCAGAGCAGAGAAAGUGUGCGCUCCCUCACUCAGCCUUUCAACCAAUGGAAGACCAAGCAAGACGUGCACAGAGGCCUGUAUCCUCGUAGCAGGGCUGCGAGAUGCUUUCAAGGCAAAGGAAGAAAACCAGCUUUUUCUUUUCAUAGUUCACAUGAUAACGUAAGUACAGAUAAAUCCACCAGCAGCAGCCAUAUCUCGGAGAUGGCAGAAGAGGCGUCUAGUCAUAUUGAUGAAGACUUUGGAGCCUCUGACAGUGAGGUUGAUUUAUCUCCAUUGGAGCCCACCAUCAGCAGGAAAAGACCCUUUUCUUCCAUAGAACAUAGAAGCCAGUGUUCCGAUUCAGGUUGUCCAGGAGGGGAUGCUUCCUCAUCUUUCUGCAAUUUCUUUGAGGAGGAUGAUGAUGACGAAAUGAGCCAUAUGCUCGAUUCACUUUCUGAGUCUUGUUACGGACUAUUUGGUGUGACUGACCAGAACAAUGCAUCAUGUGGACAUCUCAACCAAUUUCCCGAUGAACUGCUGCAGUGUAUAUUCGGCUUCCUUCCAGUUGUGGACCUCUAUCAGAAUGUCAGCUUGGUCUGUCGUAAAUGGAGGACCUUGGUCUAUGAUUCACUGUUUAUUAAGUGGAAGAAAUUGUACCAUCGGUAUCUUGCAAAAGACGACCAGGCUGUUAUAGAAAUUGAGGGUCUUCUAAAGAAAAAUAGAAUAACUGCAGACAACCUGCUCUGCAUACUACAUCUAGUAAAGUACUUUGCCACUUUAUCUACUCAUGUCAUUAACCCACAAGCCAUUUUGGAAUGUCUGAAGCAUCAUCAUUUAUAUGAAGUUGCUGAAAAAUGUGUUGUUCAGAGGCUUCCGGAGCUGGUAUGUGAAAAUGAGAAUGUGAACCCUUGGGCAGUGCUGGCAGUAAUCGUUCUCCUAUCAACCACAGUAGGUGACAUCCAGAGGCUGAUGAGAUGUUUACAACAUUUUCGAUCACCUCUAAGGCUUGUUGAAGUCAUAGAAGCCUUAUACUGUUUGGCAACACUCCUUUUCGCAAUGAGAGAGCAGAAGAUUCUCAUCAGUAAUAGGAUCCAUUACAACAUAUUCUAUAGUCUAUAUCUUCUGGAGAACAGCAGCUCAUAUCAGAAAAUGGCAUCCUAUGAAAAUGCAAGACGAAAGCCGAACUUCAGUCUUACAAAUGAACAGCAGCAGAUAAUAAACCAUGAUAUUCAAGAUGGGCAGGUUGUAAAAAUCAUGGCUUUUGCAGGUACUGGGAAAACUUCAACUCUGAUAAAGUAUGCAGAGAGCAGACCUCAUCUACGCUUUUUGUAUGCAACAUUCAACAGAUCCAUUGCAAAGCACGCUUCCCAUCUUUUCCCCAAGAAUGUUUUAUGCAAAACUUUCCACUCGCUGGCUUUUCAACAAACCGGGAAACUGUAUCAGCAAAGGAAUAAGUUGAACACCUCUAAGCUUACUUCAUAUACAGUUAACUUUGUCCUUCCUGAAGGGAAAGGAGGUUUUAUCAGAGCUAAACUUGUUGUUAAAACGCUGGAGAAUUUUUUUGCUUCUGCCGAUGAAGCCAUUGAAAGAGACCAUGUUCCUAUAUGGUGUAAGAAUAACCGCGGAGAAAGGGAAAUGGUGUCUCCAUUCGAUCAACAGUUAGCUGUAAGAGAAGCUUGCAAAAUUUGGAAAGGAAUGCAGAGUCUGGAAGAAACGCGUCAAUACGCUCACAAAAUGACACAUGAUGGCUAUCUGAAACUCUGGCAACUCCGCAGGCCAGACCUCUCUGCUUAUGAUGCUAUUUUUGUAGAUGAGGCACAAGACUGUACACCUUCAAUUAUGGAAGUUGUCCUUUCCCAGAGAUGUGGGAAAAUAUUUGUUGGAGAUCCUCACCAACAAAUCUAUACUUUCCGUGGUGCUGUAAAUGCUCUUUGUGAGGUGCCCCACACUCACAUCUUCUACCUUACACAGAGCUUUCGAUUUGGUGCUGAAAUAGCUUACAUUGGUGCUACCAUACUUGAUACUUGUAAGAAGAUACGGCGGAAAGCUUUAGUUGGAGGUAACCAAGAAGGUACUGUCCGCGAGCAUUUCCCAACUAAAGUUGCUAUCCUCUCUAGAACCAAUGCUUGUGUGUUUGACCAGGCUGUCAGUGUUACUGAUAAAGAAAAUCCCUCAUUAAUCCACAUUAUAGGGGGACCAGAAAGUUUUGGACUGAGUAAAAUCCUUGAUAUUUGGGUAUUGCUUCAACCAAAAUCUGAGAGACAAUUAACCAUCAAAGACCGAUUUAUUGCGAAAUGGCAAGACAAGGGGUUUUCUGCAUUAAAGGCAUAUGCAGUCAGCGCUGAAGACAAAGAGUUGGAAGCCAAAAUUUCUGUUGUUGAAAAAUACAAUCGCCGAAUACCGGAGUUGGUAAAGAAAAUAGAAAAAUGCCAUAUAUCUGACUCAUCAAAUGCAGAUUAUAUUUUAGGAACUGUACAUAAAGCUAAAGGAAUGGAGUUUGAUAUUGUGGAAGUUACAGAUGACUUUGUAAAAGUUUCUUGUGCCAGACACAACUUAGAAAGGCUUCAGAUCACAUUUGCUCCAUCAGUGGAAGACGAGUGGAAUUUGCUCUACGUAGCUGUAACCCGAGCCAAGAACCACCUCACUAUGACAAAGUCUUUAGAGAAUAUAUUGACCCUCGCAGGGGAAUAUUUCCUAAAAGCAGAGCUGACAAGUCAAAUGUUGAAAGACGGCCCAGUUCUGUGUGCAUUGUCGCACUGCAAGAAUUCCAUCCCUGAGCAGUCUGUCUUGACUAUGAGAAAGCUGCCAAUCAUUUAUAGUGACAAAAGCGAAGAUAAAGGAGGAUAUAUCUGCCAUGCCUGUACACAACAUCGAGUCGGCCCAAUAACACAACUGAUGAUCUCUCCGGAGGUUUUGAAAACUAAUAAACUUAAGCUAGAGAACAUUGUUCUUCCCAGGCACUAUGAAGGACUGCUGCAAGUUAUUUAAGUAAAUUACUGGUACUGGCAAUCAUAUUCUCAUCUAUUCAUCGGGCUUAAA
Molecule: messenger RNA, 3350 nt
Organism: Hyla sarda
Lineage: Eukaryota; Metazoa; Chordata; Amphibia; Anura; Hylidae
Gene: FBH1
Product: F-box DNA helicase 1
Exons: 21
Coding region: 285-3299 (1004 amino acids)
Biological process (GO): double-strand break repair via homologous recombination; replication fork processing
Cellular component (GO): nucleus
Molecular function (GO): 3'-5' DNA helicase activity; hydrolase activity; ATP binding
Source: RefSeq, a predicted model, not a curated record